Molecule: messenger RNA, 1632 nt
Organism: Theileria annulata
Lineage: Eukaryota; Apicomplexa; Aconoidasida; Piroplasmida; Theileriidae
Product: Tpr-related protein family member, putative
Exons: 1
Coding region: 1-1632 (543 amino acids)
Source: RefSeq, a predicted model, not a curated record
AUGUCUGCUCCUGCUGAAACUGAACAAGGACAAGCGUCCUAUUGUCCUGUUGGCUGUAUGCCUGCUGAAGAUGAUAGGGGUAACUGUACAUUUUUGAUGUCAGCCUAUAUACUUGCUGGUCUUGCUAUGAUGCUUAACAUUAGACUCUCAUACAGUUCUGCGCCAUAUGCACUCAUUAGAUUUAAGUUACCUGAGAACCUUUUCAGUGUAUUUGUUAGAAGAAUGGCUAGUUCACUGGAGCUUUGGUGUUUACCAAGUAUGCUUCUUGGUAACAUAAUAGAAAUAUGUCUUAAACUAUACUAUCAAAUACAAGGUUACACUGAAGACGACAACAGCGAAUGGGGAAAACACAAUGGUAAUCUUGUCCUCAGCAGCGGCAACUAUCCAGAUAAACUCACUCAACCCAGACACGAAAAAUUCAACACGAUCAUUAUUCCUUCCAUCGUUACCCAGUGGUUAAACUUUCUAACCUAUGUCAUCCUAUUGAUUGUAUAUCUUGUUGGUGAUGACCAGGGUCAUCUAACUACAUUCUAUUGGACUAUCGCAAUUUCUGGAGUUGUGUUUGGUAUUAAUAUGACCCUGGUCUAUGCUUCUGACUUUAAUUAUGUACCUGUCUAUAUUGCUGGUGAGAACUCAUUUCCAGCUGUCACAUCGGCAAUACACUAUUUGACAACUCUCAUGUUUGGUAAUCGUAGGAAGUGGAACUCUGACUUCAUUGUGGUUUGUGUGGACAUUGUUGUAGCAAUCAUAAUAUCAUUUGUUGCAGCUAUAGUUUGGACAAUAGCUUACCUAGUCUAUGUAGAUGGUCCUACUGCUGGUAAUCUGAAGCACAUAUUUACAUACAAAUUCUCUGCAAAUCCCAAAGCAACUAUGAUCUCUCCAUUUCUAAUGAUAGUUGUUGGUAUGGGUCUAGUCUAUGCUAUUUAUCCCGGUAUAGCACCUGGCAUGAUUGUGCCAUUUUAUCUCAUUGAUAAGAUUGAAAUGGUACUUCUAAUUGCCACCAUAUUUCCACCGGUGAUUGUAGCCGCCCUAAGGAAGACAGCCAAGACUGCUGGUCAUUGGAGUCAUUAUCAAUCACCAAUGUGCAAAUGGGGAGCUGAUGAAGAAGACAAAGAAAGCAAGUGGACCAACACUGGUAAUAAUUAUAAUGGUGGUGCUAAUCAUGCUGCUAAUGCUCAAGACGCUUACUUCUGGCAUGCUUUUGAUAUUCUUAUUGUCCUUAAAAUCACUCUAGCUGUCAUAUUCAUUUAUUCACUUCAUUAUAGAGAUUCUUCGCUAUCCCGUGCUAUUGUAAAUCAACCCAAAAUGUCUACUGCACUCACUAUCGUAUUUUAUAUGUGUCAUGAAUGCUUGUUGGCAUUGGGAUUUCCAGGUCUUGUAGGAGCUAAUGGUGGAGGUGACAUGGUAUUGAUACCACAAUACAUAGGAGCACUGUUUAUGAUCUUCCUUGCAUUUUAUAGUGAAGGCUACAUUAUAGAAUAUAAGAGCCAUGAUCCGGCACACUGGCCCACAGAUGGCAUGACGUGGUGGAACGCGUUCUCCUAUAGGUGUAAAAAUUCAAUAGAAAUCACUAAUAAAAUUUUCAAAUCAGGUUUUGACAAUUAUAGUGGCAAUUUUGUUAAAAUUAUAUAA